CAGCGCGUGUGGCAUCCCGAUAGAACAGGAGAGGAGCAAGUGGCAAGUGUUGGGUGGCUGGAGCGUGGCUGUCACUGCGCUGGAGCGUCCCUGAGCUUCUGAACAGAGUCGACCAGCCCGCGGUGCAGGCAGCCGCCAGUCCGCGCGGAUCUCAUCCGUCUCGUGCCUCCGCUCAGGCGACCCUCCGAGACUUCGCACAAAGCACAUUUUUCCAAGGGAGCGCCCAGCCGCGUGCGGGCGGACGCACCCUUCCUGUCCUUUGUUCCGGGGGUGGGGGCGAUCUGCAGCUGCUCACCUCUCCCCAAGUCGGAGUUCUCUCCUUCGGGGUGGCGGGUCGCCGAGCGCAGCUACGAAGAUGCCUUUGGAACUGACCCAGAGCCGGGUGCAGAAGAUCUGGGUGCCUGUCGAUCACCGGCCCUCGUUGCCCAGAUCCUGUGGGCCGAAGCUCACCAACUCCCCAACAGUGAUUGUGAUGGUGGGCCUCCCAGCCCGGGGCAAGACUUACAUCUCCAAGAAGCUAACUCGCUACCUCAACUGGAUUGGUGUUCCAACAAAAGUGUUCAAUGUGGGAGAGUAUCGACGCGAGGCCGUGAAGCAGUACAGCUCUUACAACUUCUUCCGCCCUGACAAUGAGGAAGCCAUGAGAGUCCGAAAACAGUGUGCCUUAGCUGCCCUGAGAGACGUCAAGACUUACCUGACAAAAGAAGGAGGACAGAUCGCGGUUUUUGAUGCCACCAAUACUACUAGAGAGAGGAGACACAUGAUCCUUCAUUUUGCCAAAGAAAAUGACUUCAAGGCGUUUUUCAUUGAGUCUGUGUGUGACGAUCCUACUGUCGUGGCCUCCAACAUCAUGGAAGUUAAAAUCUCCAGCCCGGAUUACAAAGACUGCAACUCCGCAGAAGCCAUGGACGACUUCAUGAAGAGAAUCAACUGCUAUGAGGCCAGCUACCAGCCUCUUGACCCUGAUAAAUAUGACAGGGACUUAUCACUCAUCAAAGUGAUUGACGUUGGCCGGAGGUUCCUGGUGAACAGGGUGCAGGACCACAUCCAGAGCCGCAUUGUGUACUACCUGAUGAAUAUCCACGUGCAGCCCCGGACCAUCUACCUGUGUCGGCACGGCGAGAACGAACACAACCUGCAAGGCAGGAUCGGAGGCGACUCGGGCCUGUCCAGCAGAGGCAAGAAGUUCGCCAGUGCCCUGAGCAAGUUCGUGGAGGAACAGAAUCUGAAGGACCUCCGUGUGUGGACAAGCCAGCUGAAGAGCACCAUCCAGACGGCGGAGGCCCUCAAGCUCCCAUACGAGCAGUGGAAGGCGCUCAAUGAGAUUGACGCCGGCGUGUGUGAAGAACUAACCUACGAGGAGAUCAGAGACACCUACCCCGAGGAGUACGCGCUUCGCGAGCAGGACAAAUACUACUACCGCUAUCCCACGGGCGAGUCCUACCAGGACCUUGUCCAACGCCUAGAGCCCGUGAUCAUGGAGCUGGAGCGCCAGGAGAAUGUGUUGGUCAUCUGUCACCAGGCUGUCCUGCGCUGCCUGCUAGCCUACUUCCUUGACAAGAGUGCAGAGGAGAUGCCAUACCUGAAAUGUCCCCUCCACACCGUCCUGAAACUGACACCUGUGGCGUAUGGGUGCCGUGUGGAGUCCAUCUAUUUGAACGUGGAAUCAGUGAGCACACACCGGGAGAGAUCAGAGGCUGUCAAAAUACAACACUUUGCCAGUGUAGUCAGACCUUCCUCUUACACCGAACUUGAGUUUCUGUCUGUGGAGUCCGCAAAACAGGAUGCAAAGAAGGGGCCUAACCCUCUCAUGAGACGCAAUAGUGUCACCCCACUAGCCAGCCCCGAGCCCACCAAAAAGCCUCGCAUCAACAGCUUUGAGGAGCAUGUGGCUUCCACUUCUGCUGCCCUGCCAAGCUGCCUGCCCCCGGAAGUGCCCACGCAGCUGCCCGGACAACCUUUGCUAGGGAAAGCCUGUCUAACAUGAAAAGCCCCUGGAGUGGCACCGACUCUUCCCAGAAGCACUAAAGCUGAAGAGAUAUUGGUUCCGUUCCAUCUCCACGGCCCGCCUUGUGCCUGCUCAUCUACCCGAGGCCACGGGAUGCCAAGGACUUCUGGACUGGGGGAGAAUGGAGGUCUGCUGGCUGAAGGGUACCAGCAUCCCCCUCUGAGAUGUUGGGGUGGUGAAGACAACUGGGGAGUUGUACCGAUCCCAGCUUCCUGUGGCAAAGCUGCACACCUCCCCCAUUCUUUGUUCUCUUGCGACUUCUAGGGGUGUCAGACCACAGAGCCUUCCUUCCAAAGCUUAGGGAGGACCCUAGUACUAAAGGAGGUGAGAUCAGACCCCUGUGUCGGGGCACUGGAUGCCACCAUGCUGUUCUGUUUUGUUUCUCUGGAUCCUGGCCUGGCACAUUGGUAGCUGGAAGAAAGACUGGCAGAGAGUGCUGAAAUUCAGAGUAAAUUAGACCCCAGGUGCCAGAGGCUCAGGGAUGUUUAAACACCCUCAUGUGACUUUUAUGCAUCUCAGCCUGGGAAGAGGCCUCAAAGAUAAGAGAUGUAAGCGUCCUUCUGAGGAGUUCCUGAGCCGAGGCCCACUGCUCAGCUGAGCAAUGAUGUACCCUGGCUCCUCCUCAUGUCUGCAUGCCUCUAGGGCCCCAGGUAAGGGACAGACCGGUUGCAUCAGUGGAAGGAACCGUUUUUCUGGAAAAAUAACCAUGGCCUGUCUUCCCAGGGGCUCUUAGGCCUUCUGUUUCCAACCCGGGCCUGGAGGCACCUGAGCAAAUCCUGUGGCUGCCUGUUUUGCACUUUCCUUUCUUCCU
This is a messenger RNA of Acomys russatus (golden spiny mouse), 2819 nucleotides long. It is a transcript of the gene Pfkfb3, whose product is annotated as 6-phosphofructo-2-kinase/fructose-2,6-biphosphatase 3. Lineage: Eukaryota; Metazoa; Chordata; Mammalia; Rodentia; Muridae. The coding region runs from base 356 to 1987 and encodes 543 amino acids. Gene Ontology annotation, molecular function: ATP binding; 6-phosphofructo-2-kinase activity; fructose-2,6-bisphosphate 2-phosphatase activity. Gene Ontology annotation, biological process: fructose metabolic process; fructose 2,6-bisphosphate metabolic process. Gene Ontology annotation, cellular component: cytosol. The record is from RefSeq and is a predicted model, not a curated record. The transcript has 17 exons.